AUGACGAAGAAGCGCAAGAGGUACCCAGACCUCAACCAGAAGCUCGAGCGGCCAUGGUGCUACUACUGCGAACGCGACUUCGACGACCUGAAGAUUCUUAUUUCACAUCAGAAAGCGAAGCACUUCAAAUGCGACCGCUGCGGGAGGCGGUUAAACACAGCCGGAGGUCUUUCGGUGCACAUGAACCAGGUCCACAAGGAGAACCUCACACACGUCGAGAACGCAAUCGGCGGGCGCCAGGGCCUGGACAUUGAAAUCUUCGGCAUGGAAGGCGUCCCCGCAGAGAUCAUAGACCAGCACAACCAGCAAGUCACCCAGAAGCACUUCGCCGAGGAGGCAGAGCGCGCGCGGUUAACGGGCAACCCGGUGCGCGGGCUGUAUGCGAACGGGCAGGCGCCGCCGAACAAGCGCAAGAAGGUCAAUGAGACGCUGGAGGAGAUCGAGGAGCGCGCGAACAAGUUCAGGCACGACAGGCAGAACGGCAUCUUGCCUGCACCGCCCGUCGAGGUCACACAGCCGAACCCUGUAAGCACACCCCCAGCAGCUGCACCCUACGGCGCACCACCCGCUCCCUUUUCCGGCGCGCCCGCCUACCCACCACAAGCCCCUCCUCCCCAGCCCUUCCCCGCGAAUGGCGCUAUACCCCCCCCACGACCAGGAAGCAUCCCCGGGCAACCUGCUGCUCUCCCCCCGCGUCCAGGCUUCGGCGCGCCUCCAGCAUUUGCACAGAACGGCUCGGAUCCGGCUGCCAUACACGCCUCGGUCGAUGAUCUCAUCGGCUCUGUUGCGAACGAAGCCACGCCGACGGACAAGAAAGACGAGAAGAAGAGCAAAAAGAACGCUAACAUCAAACUCAUGUUCUUCGACGAGAGCAUCAGUCCCGAGGAGAAGAUGGCCAGAUUACCGCGAUUCGCCGAGUUCGCUAGGGCGUAG
This is a messenger RNA of Macroventuria anomochaeta, 933 nucleotides long. RefSeq lists its product as uncharacterized. Gene Ontology annotation, cellular component: nucleus. Lineage: Eukaryota; Fungi; Ascomycota; Dothideomycetes; Pleosporales; Didymellaceae. The record is from RefSeq and is a predicted model, not a curated record. Bases 1 to 933 code for a protein of 310 amino acids. Gene Ontology annotation, molecular function: DNA binding. The transcript is spliced from 3 exons.